Ruditapes philippinarum (Manila clam) is the source of this 2496-nucleotide messenger RNA. RefSeq lists its product as uncharacterized. The record is from RefSeq and is a predicted model, not a curated record. The transcript is spliced from 9 exons. NCBI's taxonomy places the organism in Eukaryota, Metazoa, Mollusca, Bivalvia, Venerida, Veneridae. The annotation marks the transcript as partial.
GGUUUUUAUUGAGGACUGUGAAGGGACAGGAUUAUGUGGUAGAAAGGCCUCCUAAGGACUCCAACUGUGUUGACACCUUACUUUACGGCCCAGUUUGCUUAUGCAGCGAGUACAGUAAACCAAAAUAUGGGUUUUGUAUUCCUCAACUUUCCAAGUCGACUGGUUAUAGACUCAUUCAAAGUGGGCAUACAGCACUUGUUAAAUCAGAUAAUCCAUGUGUAUCCAAUCCUAAUAUCUGCAAUAGUGGAAAAUGUAUGCAAGAACAAAGUGAGGAUAAGCCAAACUUCAACUUUAUUUGUGCAUGUCCAAUCGGAAAAACUGGCAAGCUUUGUCAGAGAGGUAUCAACCAAUACUGUUUGUUGUAUUAUAUUGUUCGAGGUAGCCGUCUGAGUGAAGGAAUUGAUGAUUAUCCUUUUUAUUGUCUUCUUAAAUCAUUAGCUUCCUCAGAAGAGAAGGAUGAAUAUUCAGGGUCAAGUGGGUAUUCCAGUUCUAAUAGCAAGACAAAAGGUGGAUAUUCAGGGUCAAGUGGGUAUUCCAGUUCUAAUAGCGAGACAAAAGAGGGAUAUUCAGGGACAGGUAAAGAAACGGGAGAAUAUACGGAAAAGACAACGGAAGGAUAUACGGAAAAGACAAAAAGCAAAGAACCCAGUGCAGACUUGAAUUCCAAUUGGAGGAAAGAAACAAAGAGUUCUCAAUCGACAAAUAGUAAAGACACGUAUACAAAACAGAGUAAGGAACAAGAUAUGGCGAAGAAAAAGGUUGAAAGUACUGGGAAUAAAAAUAAGGCCCCACCUCCGAAAUAUAAUGAUCCAGACUCGAAGCAAAAACACCCGUGCUCAUCAAAUCCUUGUAUGAACAAUGGAACCUGUAUACGUGAGUCCGGUGAUAGCUUCACUUGCGUAUGUCCAUUACUUUAUAAAGGAAGUACUUGUGACGAAAAGGUAUUGAAGAUGAACUUUAAACUGUCUAAAAAGGACAAAGCAGCUGCAGGGCCCAUUGUCGUCAUAGUUGUAUUGGCAAUCGUUAAACUUUGCUGUUGCCUACACUGUUUUAGAGUUUCAUCAAAAAGGAAAGAAUUAAAGAAUAAAUAUGACAAAGUUGUUAAGAAGGGAGAAAAACCGACUGCAGAGUUACCUGGCUGUUGUGCUGUUAGCUAUGAUGUUUUCAAACAAACAUUUUGUUGCGCUUCUUCAUCACUUCCAAAAUCAUUUGCACCAAAGAAAAACAAAAAGAACAAAAAAGAGAAGGAAAAGGAAACCGAAGGAAAGCCUAAGGAUGCUGAUGCCAAAAAAGCAACUGGCGGAGACAAAAAAGGAAAAAAUAAUAAUCGAAACCAGAAUUUUCCUUUUAUGACUCAAAAGUUCAGCAGACAACUUAGAUUUAAUAAGCAAGUGAACGUAGGCAACAGAGCCCAGGGAGAUGUUUUGAACAGAACAACCAACAAUAUGCGUAAACAUUUCUUUUUCUCGGAAAAGUUGAAUGAAAAAGAUAAUCAUCCAAAAGAUGUUAAAAAGACAAGAAAUCAAUUUGUGAAGGAAUAUUUGAAAUAUCACCAUAAACACUUCUGGUCGAAACGUCCUAAAGUAAGGUGCCAACCAAAGGCGAUACUUCUUCCGAGUAUUGGUCCUAAAAUAAGAUGCCAACCAAAUGAGACAAUUGUUCCAAAUAUUGGUCCUAAAGUAAGAAUCCAACCAAAUGAGGUGAUAAUGUCAGGUUUCAGUCCUUUAAGGAACAUACCAAACAUAGUAGAAAGCAGACAACAACUUGAACAAUUAAGGUUUUUAGAUGAUACUAACAUAGACAAAGUUCGAUCUGAAAAUCAUCAGCAAAAGCACCGACGGUCCAAAUCAACAAUAAGAUAAAAAAAAAGUCGUUGGUGUUAGUUGUGAUUUGAAGUUGUGAAAACGUUAAACCUUUUUGUACAAAAUACUAAAGUAGAUCCUGAUUACCUUAUUUUGAAUACAAAUGUAUUGUAACUCUGUUCUAUGAAAAGAUAUGUUUCUUAAUAAAGUAUAGAAUAUGUCCAUACCUUAUUAACGUUUGACAAUUUUAAGAAUGUGCUAAAAUCUUUAAACAUGGUUUCUUUAUCCGACUUUAUUGUAGUUUAUUUGUGCCUCAUAAUCAGUAUUUAAAAACAAAUUGUAUGACUUUUCACAAACAGUUUUACAUUUUUAAAAAUUUAAAACCUUUAAUUCUCUUAUUGUUUUUUGACAAUAACGAUAAGGAACUUAUAUUUAAGCCAUAUUUAAUUUUUACUUAUCAGUUGUAAUAAAUUACUAAUAAAUUGCAAUUAUGUAAAACAUUUACUGAGUCAAGAUCAUGAAUUAUUGUUUUUACCAAAAUUAUGUCAUGUCAUGUAUAUACAUGUAUAACAAAAUUUGUGUUAUUUAUUUUGCAUAAAAAACGUGUUGUUAUUUAUUUGACCACAUAUUUAUCAUUUUAUUGUUGUUAAUUAUUUAAGUAUGUUAUAAAUUUGAAAUGAAUUAUUGAUUAAAU